Rhea pennata is the source of this 510-nucleotide messenger RNA. RefSeq names its product anaphase promoting complex subunit 11 (gene ANAPC11). The record is from RefSeq and is a predicted model, not a curated record. NCBI's taxonomy places the organism in Eukaryota, Metazoa, Chordata, Aves, Rheiformes, Rheidae. Gene Ontology annotation, cellular component: anaphase-promoting complex; nucleus. The coding region runs from base 28 to 282 and encodes 84 amino acids. Gene Ontology annotation, molecular function: cullin family protein binding; ubiquitin protein ligase activity; zinc ion binding. Gene Ontology annotation, biological process: protein ubiquitination; positive regulation of mitotic metaphase/anaphase transition; anaphase-promoting complex-dependent catabolic process. The transcript is spliced from 2 exons.
GGGGGGGGAGUGGGGCGGCGGGCGGCGAUGCGGGUGCGGAUCCGGGGCUGGAACGGCGUCGCCUCCUGGCUCUGGGUGGCCAACGACGAGAACUGCGGCAUCUGCCGCAUGGCCUUCAACGGCUGCUGCCCCGACUGCAAGGUGCCCGGCGACGACUGCCCGCUGGUGUGGGGACAGUGCUCGCACUGCUUCCACAUGCACUGCAUCCUCAAGUGGCUCAACUCGCAGCAGGUGCAGCAGCACUGCCCCAUGUGCCGGCAGGAGUGGAAGUUCCGUGAGUGACCGCGGGCGCCGGGGCCGCCGCCGCCGCCCGGCACUGCGCGGGCCACCGGCACCGCUUCCAUGCCACAGCCGGGCUGCUGGCGGCAGCGGCCACGGGGCCCACGACGUGCUCACUGCCCUGCAGCUCCGGGCUCCGCUCACCGCUCCGUCAGCGGCCACAGUCAGGCUCCAGGCUGUAUCGUCCCUACCUGCGCUGCUGGCAAUAAACUCCUUGCUGUGAUCUGCUCA